UUUAAUCAAAUAAUCAAAUAAUUAUGUACGGGUAUAUCACAGUUUCUUUUCCUUCCCUUGUUUCCACAAAAAUUAUGCAAAAUGAUUUCCCACCAAAUUGAAUGUUUUUUCCAACGUUCAAAAACAAUGCUUCAUCUUCUCCAACUUCAUUCUCUAUUCAUCAAAACAGCCAUUCAUCACGAUGAGUAUCGUCUCUCCCAAUUCAUAUCAUUAUCUUCUUCAAUAUCCCUUCAAUAUACCCGUACAUUUUUCGAUAAUUCUCACAUCAUACCAUCAAUCUUCGCAUGGAACACAAUGAUGAGGGCAUAUUCCCAAUUAGAGUCUCUGAAGCUCUUCAAACAGUUCCAAAAGAUCGGAUUAAAACCAGAUAAAUUCACAUUCCCUGUUGUGCUAAAGGUUUCUGGGCAUUGUUUGAUGAUAGGAACUGGCGGAUCAUUGCAUUCGAUGGCUGUGAAGUCGGGUUUUGGUUCAGAUUUACAUGUGGACAAUACUCUUUUGAGAAUGUAUGCUGUAUUUGGUGUGAUCAAGUUUGCAAGACAGGUGUUUGAUGAAAUGCUUCAGAGGGAUAUAGUUUCUUGGAGUUCAAUGAUGUCUGCUUACGUUCAUUGUAACUUGCCUUCAGAUGCUCUGCUCCUGUUCCAAUGUAUGAAGCUAGCAAAUGAAAAGCCAAAUUCUGUCACUUUGGUUAGCUUGCUGGGGGCAUGUACUCAUAUCCUGAAUAUCGGAUUAGGUAAAUGUAUUCACUCGCACAUUGUUACCAGUGGUAUUGAACUACAUGUUGAGCUGGAAACAGCCCUCCUUGGGAUGUAUGCAAAAUGUGGUCAUAUACAGCAGGCUUUCCGCAUAUUCAAUUCGAUGGAUGAUAAAAAUCUGCAGACUUGGACCAUCAUGAUUUCUGGUCUUGCUGAUCAUGGACAUGGAGAAGAAGCUAUGUCCUUGUUUGCCAGAAUGGAAGAGUCUGGCUUUAGGCCGGAUAGCUUAUCAUUUUCUGCAAUCUUAUAUGCUUGUAGUCAUAAUGGCUUUGUUGAUGCGGGCCGUGAAUAUUUUGAAAAAAUGGCAAGUAUUUAUGACAUCAGGCCAACUAUGGAACAUUACGGAUGCAUGGUGGAUAUGUAUGGACGUGCUGGAGAAUUAGAAGAAGCUUAUGAUAUUAUAAGGAGCAUGCCUACAGAGCCUAAUUCUGUGAUAUUGAGGAGUUUCAUUAGUGCUUGUAAGCAUCAUGGUCAUAUUCCUUGUGCAGAAGAAAAUAUAAGGGAGAUUCUCCUCAAAAUAGAGCCUGAUCUCGGAUCAAACUAUGUACUUGCAUCUAGUUUGUCUCAUCUUUUUGGUAAUUGCAGCGAUGCGAACAGCCUAAGAUCGUCUAUGAAAGUAAAAGGGAUAAAGAAAUAUCCUGGUAGCAGUUGGGUGCAGUCACUUGAUAGUCUUGCCGAAGGAAGCAGUUGAAGGAUCUGGUAGUAAUGUUUUGUGUUUAUGCCAAUAGAAGAGGCAAUUCAAAUCACAGGAAUGAAGUCAAUGUUACAUUCCAAAGACGAGAGAACACUAUCAAGGUGGAGGAAAAUGAAUUGCUUCUUUUUGGGUAAUGAGGUCAUGGGAUAUGACAUUUAAGAGGAACUGCACAAAUUGGUAUACUUCUGGACAAGGAAAAGCCAUGCUCUGUCAGAGCUACAACUCUGUUAUCCUUCUCAAAUUAUUUCUAACAAUCAAUCAUGCCUAGAUAUUGGACUAGUUGGGAUCAUCUUUAUGAGUCUCCUAUAUUCUACCUCAUUUGGGGCCAUUCUUUUUGAUACCGGUAAAUGAUUUGUUUUCUCCAUAAGCUACUCUUUCUUUUCAAAAAUAUAUGGUUAAGGUUAAUCUUGGAAUUCUAUUCAGAAGUUGGGAUGCCCUUAAAGUGGCACCUCAGCAUGGCCUGAAACUUUGGUUAAAAACUAUGAGGUAUUCCCAUGUUAAACAAAUUCAAAAUCUUUUAUGAUGUCAAGGCUCAAGUCUUUCGCUUUGAGCUCUGGAAAUUUAAAUUAAACCAAGUGGUAUCUUCAUUUAUCUGUUAGUUUAAUUGGAAUUUCUGAAAUGAAGGAGAAGAAAGCAGUGAACAUGUCAUGCUGGAGUAGGUUUUGUUGUAAGCAAAAUAUGGAAACGAAGCUUUGGUAGUUGUACUACUCAAAGUAGCAAGUACAUUUGGGUUGAUAUAAUCUAUGAAAAGAGAGCAUGAAAAAUCAUCUGACUUCCAUUGCACCUAUAUCAGCAUGUGUCUGCUUUUAAGGUAUUCCCCUAAAUGCUUUGAAAGUAUAAUCACUCACACAUCCAUUUGCAUGUUAUUUUUUGGAGCUUGACUUAAAGCCAUCAGAAAAGGGUGAUGCUCUGUGUACUCUGUAUCUGUCGAUUCUCCAUGUCCUUCACAUUCCAUGAUUUUGGUAUGACUAAGCUUUUCUUAGAAUACUUAACUGCCAUGGGUUAGUGAGGUAAACUUUGGAUAUUUAUCACAACAAGAAAGAACCACUUGACUGAAAUACAUAUUCAAUAUUUAAUUAAGGUUCUUCUGGUCUCAUCUGCUUAAACUUAAGGAUCCAUUCAUUUGUAUAAUGCUGUUACUGCCAAUAUCAGAUGAACCUAGCUUGGUGGAAACCUCUUCGCUGUGUAUUACAUCACUUGCAUAUGAAAAAGUUUUGCGUUUCCUAUUCGUUCAUGAACAAUAUACCGUACUGGAUUGCUAAUGUAUUUCAUUUGAGAUCAUCCAGCACUCUAAAUUAUUGGAAGUAGCAGGCUUGCGAUCUCAAGCUGAUCCUGUCUUGUUGUCAUCAUUUUGAAGACUUCUCCUCUUUUGAAUGGUGACGAUCCUUAUAUGAGAUGAGACAUGAAAUGUUAUUCACGCAUGUUAGAAAGGUUGAGCUAGCUGGGACGGGGAGAAGGUGAUCUAUCAACAUGGAGAACCUGACAUCUGGUGGAGCCGUGUGAAGAAAUUUGAGAAUCUCUAGAAGGUUGUUAAACGGUUCCUUGGGUUCAUAUCUGAAAGGAUCAAUGAGGUGUUGAGCCUUUAAAAUUGCGAGCGGUGCAUACACACCUAAAUGAUCAGGUACCGAUGACACUCUUCAAAAUGGGGAAUUGACAAAGAAGGAAAACUUUCGCACUUGAGAUGCAUGCAACACUCCCAGCCUCUUGUAUUUCGUUGAUCUUCCACCUGGUAAAAAACUCAUUGGUUGUCGAUGGAUUUAUAAUAUCAAGUAUCUCUCUUCAGGGGAAAUAGAAAGAUAUAAAGCACGGUUGGUGGCAAAGAGGUUCAGUCAGAAAUAAGGCAUUGAUUUUGGUGAAACCUUUAGUCCUGUGGCUAAGAUGGUUACAGUCAGGUCAGUGGUUGCUCUUGCAGCUUAUGAAGGGUGGUACAUCUAUCAGAUUAAUGUCCAUAAUGCUUUCCUCAAUGGUGAUCUACUAGAAGAGGUAUACAUGACUAUUCCAGUGGUUUUGCUAGACAUAGGGAGACUCAAAAGGUCUGCAAACUCCACAAGUCAUUAUAUGGACUCAAGUAGUCACCAAGGCAAUUAAAUAUGAAUCUAACAGAAGCAUUAGUAGAUAUGGGGUUCAAACAGAGUCACUAUGAUUACUCUUUAUUCACAAAGUUGGUUGGCUAUGACCCAGUGAUAGUACUAGUGUAUGUGGAUGAUCUUAUAGUUACUAGAAGCAAUCAAAAACUCUUUUGUGACACCAGACAGGAGAUUCAAAAGAAGUUCAAGAUGAAGGACCUAGGUGAACUAAAGUUUUUUCUGGGAAUUGAGUUUUCUAGGUCCAACAAAGGCAUUCUCAUGUCUCAAAGAAAAUAUGCAUUAGAGCUAAUUUCUAAAUCUGGGCUAGGGGGAGCAAAGCCAACCUGCACACCACUUGAGAUGAAUCAGAAACUCACUUCUAUACAGUAUGAUGAACACAUCAAUAAUGGAAUUCCUGAAGGUGACACAAUUCUUGCCGACAUUACAAAAUGCCAAAGACUAGUAGGGAAACUUUUGUACAUUACCAUGACUAGACCUGAUCUUGCAUUCUCUGUACAAGUAUUGAGUCAAUUCAUGCAUUGUCCAAAAAAAUCACACAUGGAGGCAGCUUUAAGAAUGGUGAGAUAUAUUAACGAGGCACCUGGUUUAGGCUUGUUAAUGCCAGCAAAUGACACCAAUAAACUGACAGCCUACUGCGAUUCUAACUGGGGAGCAUGUGUGGUGACUAGAAGAUCAGUUACAUGAUAUGCAAUAAAGUUUGGAGAAGGUCUUGACUCUUGGAAGUCAAAGAAGCGAGAGACCGUGUCAAGGAGUUCAGCAAAAGCAGAGUUCAGAAGUAUGGCUGCAUGUGUAGCUAAAAUAACCUGGUUGGUAGGACUAUACAAAGAGUUAGGUGUCAAGAUAAACCUACUUGAUAUGUGAUAGUAAGUAAACUAUUAAAAUUGCUUCCAAUCCAAUCAUUCAUGAAAGAACAAAACAUUUUGACAUUGAUUGUCACUUUGUUAGAGAAAAAAUAUGUCAAGGGAUGUUGAAAACUGAGCAUAUUAAUACUAAAGACCAACUUGCAGAUGUGCUCACUAAAAGUCUAGGAAAGGUACAACACAAUAUGUUAGUGAGCCAGCUUGGAAUGAAGGAUGUGUUUCAACCAUAAGCUUGAGGGGGAGUGUUGAUCAAUAAAGUUCAAUGUACAAACCAUGUGGUGUGAAUCAGUUAGUUUGUUAGAGAAUAUACAAUUGUACAUAGUUAGGUUGAUAACUAAAUGUGUAUAAGCUGAAUUAUAAAUAGUCAGCUACAUGAAUGUAAUAGUUAGCUAAGCCAAUUCAAUGUAAAAGUAAUCUUAUCUUUA
Solanum lycopersicum (tomato) is the source of this 4818-nucleotide messenger RNA. Lineage: Eukaryota; Viridiplantae; Streptophyta; Magnoliopsida; Solanales; Solanaceae. The record is from RefSeq and is a predicted model, not a curated record.